GCGCACAUGCGCAGUACUCACAGAAGAUGUCGGGGGAACACGCCGAGUCACUACAACACAGCUAAAAGUGAAGGAUGGUGUAGCAUCUAGCCUUUUUCAUGGCUCUGACGGUGCUGCGGAGGGUGCACGUGCUGAAGAAAGUGGCGGUACCCCUCCUCUUCUCUCCUGCCACUUUGAAUGCAGGGGAGCAUCAUGUGUGUAUUCCAUCCAUCUGGACCUCUGGAGUUUGCCAUCAGCUCCUCCGUGGCUGUUCUCCCUCUGAGCUGGGACGGAGAUGGCUGUGCAUCACAAGCCGGGAGCCUCUCUUUCUUGUGUCUGGUUCCAUCCGUCUGUCUCGUGACCCCUCUGUGGCGGGACGUCCCACAUCUUUGCUGCACCGCCUGAGCUCUGAUGAGGAUUGUGUCUUUAAAGAUCGUCUCGCGUCCUGCACUUCGUCUCGGCAGGUUCUACGCCUCUUGCGCUCUUCUCCACAUCUUUCGGGAGCUGCUGCUGCUUCUGUUCUCCACCGGCUGGCUGAUUUGGAGCAGGAUGGGGCCGGGGGUCUUCGGGAUCCUGAUACACUGCUAUCUGACGUGGCUUUGAGCGAACUAUGUUCGAGGCUGGAGAAGGAAUCAGCUGAGCUGGAAGAUGAGGCAGUGAUACAGGCUCUGCAAGGCUGCACCCGUCUCUACUUGGAUCCAUGGAGUCACCUAGUGGUCAGACUGGUGUCUGAGAGCCAGGUGAGGUUAGACCGAGGGCACUUGAGCAUUGGAGCGCUGUGCGGCUUAGCAAGAGCGCUUUUUGCGCUAGAAGGGCCGAACUGUGCCAUGCUAGCGCAGGCUAUGAGUCAACUUCAGAAUAAAGCUCCAGCUCUUUGGGAUACAAGUGAACUGACCGCUGUCUAUAGCAUGCUAGCUGCCGGUUUGGCUGAAGGAGGCCGCUACCAGGACUUGCUAAACAAAAUGAACGCCCGAGCACUUAGUCUAGCCCCAAAAAUGGACCCCCUAACGGUCAGUGAAACGUUAGGAGCACUAGUUACAUUAAGUCAAGCGCAGGCUUUACCACUAGUGAUUGCGCUGUGCAAACAGGCUGUACGGCACGUCCCGAACUUUGCAGAUACGGAACUAGCCGUGGUGCUGUCUGCACUCAUGCACUAUGGACACAGUGAUCAUUUUCUUGUAGAAGCGCUCGAACGGCACGUGCCGAAGACUGCCUUUACUGCUCACCCGGAGACUGUAACCAAGGUGAUGCAGUAUUUCGGGCGGAGGCGCAUUUUCUCGCCACCCGUUUUUGAUGCAGUUGCUGAAAGCUUCGUGUACAGAGCAGAUGAGUAUGCCACAGGGCAGGUGUCUCAGCAGAUAGCAGCGCUCGGAGUGGUGGGAUACGUACCUCAGGAGGCAGGACGACUCUUCCGAAAAGUGGAGUCAGUCCUAAGCGCCCGCUUUUCACAAUUCCAACCCAGAGCCCUGCUGGAGCUGCUGCAUGCCUGCACCCUGUUGCAGAGGUACCCGCUCAACUUCGUCUCCAAAGUCUUCAGCCCAUACUUUCUACAGCAACUUCAGGAAGAGGGCAGCGGAAUGGAUCGUGUCAUGUUGGCCCAGCUGACGCAGCUCUACAUGACGGUGAAGCUGGAGUGUCCAUUCUAUGAUGGUCCACGGCUUUUACCCAAGCUGCGCGUGAAGUCGUUCCUGUUUCCAGGACGUUCACUUGAGACCCCAGUAGACCCUCACCUGUAUAACACUGUGAAGACUGGCCUGGUGGAUCUACUGGGGGCUCGAUCCUACUUUGCAUCCAGAGUCCUUACACCAUACUGCUACACACUUGAUGUGGAGAUAAAACUAGAUGAAGAAGGCUAUGUCUUACCUGCCAGCCAUGAUGAAGUAUACAAAAGGAUUGCUCUGUGUAUUGAUGGGCCAAAACGCUUUGCUGCUAAUGCCAGACAACUUCUGGGGAAGGAAGCUAUCAAGCAGCGACACCUGAGGAUUCUGGGAUAUGAAGUUGUUCAGAUUCCCUAUUAUGAGUUUGAAAAGCUGAAGGGCAAGGCAGAGACAGUGGAGUACCUACACAAGAAGAUUUUUCCUCACAGCUUUAGACUCAGCUGGUGAUCACUGGUUUACCUCACAGACAUGCUAAUACCACCAAUCUCUCUCUCUCAAACCAAACACAUGCAGACCAUGACCAUAGACUCUUUCUGACAACAAAGCAGCCACAAUUUCCACUUCUUGUCAAACACAUCCAGAAGAUAAACAUAUCACACCACAGAUUUGAACUUUGUUACAUAAUAAUGUUGGAGUCCUAAGUGGUGUCAUUUUAGUGUUGCUGUUGUUCAUAUGAAUAAGCCUUGGUUAUUUAGUGUCCAAUAUAUUUUUUUAUGAAACUUCAGAUACAAAUCUAUGUAAAUUAUUUAAUAAUAAAGGAAAGGACGAUGAUCCUUUAACAUA
Messenger RNA from Colossoma macropomum (tambaqui), 2420 nucleotides. It is a transcript of the gene fastkd3, whose product is annotated as FAST kinase domains 3. Gene Ontology annotation, biological process: mitochondrial RNA processing; regulation of mitochondrial mRNA stability. The record is from RefSeq and is a predicted model, not a curated record. Lineage: Eukaryota; Metazoa; Chordata; Actinopteri; Characiformes; Serrasalmidae. Gene Ontology annotation, molecular function: RNA binding. The transcript has 7 exons. The coding region runs from base 99 to 2084 and encodes 661 amino acids. Gene Ontology annotation, cellular component: ribonucleoprotein granule; mitochondrial matrix.